AUGGUGAAGCUCUCGAAAGCGGAGAAGAAGGUCCGCUACGACAAGAAGCUGUGCUUGCUUCUGGACGAGUACGGGAAGGUCCUAAUCACCGCCGCCGACAAUGUUGGGUCCAACCAGCUCCAAAGCAUCCGCAGGGGCCUCUGCGGCGACUCCGUCAUCCUCAUGGGCAAGAACACCCUCAUCCGCCGCUGCAUCCGCUUCCACACCGAGAAGACCGGCAACAAGGACUUCCUCAACCUCCUCCCCCUUCUCGUCGGGAAUGUGGGAUUGAUAUUCACAAAGGGCGAUCUUAAGGAAGUUAGCGAGGAGGUUGCCAAGUACAAGGUAUUUUUGAAGCAACUUCACUUGGGAGAUUUAGAAGAGGUCCUCAAGAUUCUCAGCCAGGAUCAGAGGGAGAACUUCAAGAAAAUAUUCAGAUGUCUCCACUUCCAAGCUGAUGAUGAUAUUUAA
Zingiber officinale is the source of this 450-nucleotide messenger RNA. Its product is annotated as 60S acidic ribosomal protein P0-like. Gene Ontology annotation, biological process: cytoplasmic translation; ribosomal large subunit assembly. Gene Ontology annotation, cellular component: cytosolic large ribosomal subunit. Bases 1 to 450 code for a protein of 149 amino acids. The record is from RefSeq and is a predicted model, not a curated record. Gene Ontology annotation, molecular function: structural constituent of ribosome; large ribosomal subunit rRNA binding. NCBI's taxonomy places the organism in Eukaryota, Viridiplantae, Streptophyta, Magnoliopsida, Zingiberales, Zingiberaceae. The transcript has 4 exons.